AAGUCUCAGAAGAAACCAAACUAAAAAACAGAAUAUUAUUAUUUCUGGCUGUGUGUUGUUUGCGGUGGUUCAGGUGCUCUGCUCCACUUACCUUUAAUCUUCAAUCAAACAACGGUACUCUCUCAGGAAUAGAGAAUCAGAUAGGGAGCACAAUGCUCAGGUUAAUCGCUAGUUACCCUCUGAUUCCCAAGAAACCCCACCGGGUCUGUAACAAUAGCGGUAAGUUCGGGAGUUACUAUGAUUCUUCAUCGAUCGUCAGAUAUGGCGGAAUCGGCAACGAUGGUAAGAAGCAGCAGCUUCUUCUAAACGUUACAGUGAAAGCAGUGGAAGACAAAGGUAAUAAUGGAGGUGGAAGCAUGAGUUUCUCUGGACAAAGCUGGGAUCCUAGUUCCGAGAUUGAAGUUCCUUCAGACCAAAGGCCCGUGAAUGAGUAUUCGUCUUUGAAGGAAGGAAUGUUGUAUUCAUGGGGAGAAUUGGGUCCAAGCGAGUUCUUUAUUCGUCUCGGUGGUCUUUGGUUGGUCACUUUCACUGUUCUUGGAGUUCCUAUUGCAGCUGCUAGCUUUAAUCCUUCCAGAGAGCCUUUGAGAUUUGCUCUAGCUGCUGGGACUGGAACUUUAUUCCUGGUUUCAUUGAUUGUCUUGAGAAUUUACCUGGGAUGGAGCUACGUUGGAGAUAGACUACUUUCUGCAGUUAUACCAUAUGAAGAGAGUGGAUGGUAUGAUGGACAAAUGUGGGUCAAACCACCUGAGGUGUUGGCUCGCGACAGGUUGUUAGGCUCUUACAAGGUGAAGCCAGUAAUCAAGAUGCUCAAACAAACAUUAGUCGGAACAGGAGCUUUACUCGUGUCAGCAUUCGUACUAUUCGUAUUCGCAACACCAGUGGAGGACUUCUUUAAAACCACUCUGGGAGCCAAAGAUAACCAAACAGAAGUUUCCGUUUCAAGAACCAACAAUAAGUUCAAUAUGAGAAAAGAACAGUUGCUUCGGUUACCUGUAGAUGUUGUGACCGACGAUGAUCUGGCAGCGGCCGCGGCUGAGGCUGCUGAUGGAAGACCUGUCUAUUGCAGAGACCGUUACUACCGUGCGUUAGCCGGUGGUCAAUACUGCAAAUGGGAAGAUCUUGUUAAUAAAUAGUUGUCAAAAUAGAAUAAACAACACAACACACAACACAAGCUCGACGUAGGUUUUGAUUAAAAUGGCUUUAAUAAGCCUAAAGCUUAUCAUCAUCACUACUAAAUAGUUUAUCGAUACAGAUUAUUUAUGCAUUCGUCGGUUCGUUGACCA
Camelina sativa (false flax) is the source of this 1283-nucleotide messenger RNA. RefSeq names its product protein CONSERVED IN THE GREEN LINEAGE AND DIATOMS 27, chloroplastic. Lineage: Eukaryota; Viridiplantae; Streptophyta; Magnoliopsida; Brassicales; Brassicaceae. The record is from RefSeq and is a predicted model, not a curated record.